AGAAGAAGAAAAAGACGAAUAUAGAGGAGCAGCAGGAGGCCAUCAGUAUUACUUUGCCGGUGAUGCAUGAUGGUUUCGUACAGCUGAAGACUGAGUUGAAAGAGAACGAAAUAGAUGAGCAGCCAGAGAACGAAAGUCCCCCAGCGCAGCCAGAGAUUGAGCGUCCCUCGGAUCAGCCGGGGAAUGUGGACAACGAAGAUGUGACGCUCUAUGUGAAAUAUCUGGAGUGCAAGCUAAAGCAGUAUCCACCGCACACACGCAAUACCAUCCAAUUUAAGUUCAAUCGCAUCAUCUACGAAGCCGAUCGGGGACUGCGCGACAAGGCGAGUGCUCCAAAGUUUUCGUAGACGCGCAACCAAACUACGGAAUUAUGUUUAAUUUCGUUUAUCUAAUCUAAACGCAGAUGCAAAGCAACUGUAA
Messenger RNA from Drosophila navojoa, 420 nucleotides. RefSeq lists its product as uncharacterized. Lineage: Eukaryota; Metazoa; Arthropoda; Insecta; Diptera; Drosophilidae. The record is from RefSeq and is a predicted model, not a curated record.